This is a messenger RNA of Halichondria panicea, 1651 nucleotides long. RefSeq lists its product as uncharacterized. NCBI's taxonomy places the organism in Eukaryota, Metazoa, Porifera, Demospongiae, Suberitida, Halichondriidae. The record is from RefSeq and is a predicted model, not a curated record. Gene Ontology annotation, molecular function: magnesium ion binding; hydroxyethylthiazole kinase activity; ATP binding. Gene Ontology annotation, biological process: thiamine biosynthetic process. The coding region runs from base 111 to 1544 and encodes 477 amino acids. The transcript has 6 exons.
GAUUGCAGCCCGGACAUGAUUUUACACUUUUACAAGGUCUGCUCUGUACUAUAACCAUACUAGUAUACUGUGGCAUUAUACAAAGCUAAAGUAGCACCAGUGCAGCAAGGAUGGCUUACAAUCUCGCAAACUCUCUCUCUCCGAUGAUGUUCCAAAAGACCAAGGGGAGCAAGUCUGACCAGGGAGGGACAAGAAACGAGCGAUGGCGUUCUAAAAGCGUGGAGAAUAUUGCUGAAAUCGACGGUGACUCUCGGGUACAAGUGGACAAACGAUUUUGGCACAAAUCCGGAUCCAAGCAGAAGCAUGUGAAGGAUGUGAAGGACACCUGUGAACGUGUGCAAUGGAGAGAUUUGUCUCGGGUGAAAAGCAUACACCCUGUGGUCACCUGUGUGCUGCCUUCUCUUGCUAUGGACUUUGUAGCGAGUGCCCUACUGGCAGUGGGAGCCACUCCACUCAUCACAGAAGACCCAGAAGACAUACUCAGAGAUUUGGACGUUUGCAAGGCAGUGGUGCUGGAUAUGAGUGCCCCUCAAGUCAUCGUGGAAGCCUUCAUAGCCAACUUUGAGCUGGGGAGCAAGCCCCUCGUCCUGGUCGCCUCAGAGUGUGGUACUAACGAUCGGAAGAAGGAUCUAGCAAUGAGAGUGAUUGAUGAGAGUGGGCCAAAUUUCAUCACUGGAAAGCUGGUUGAUAUAUUCACUCUGUCAGGGGCUCGCAAUGAAAAAUCCAACUCUCAGUUUGGCAGCAGUGAUAGUGAAGAGAAUGGAGAGGGGGCCACUACCAGUCAGACUACCCCUAAAGUGGUGCUCUCCACGGAAAAAAACGAAACAGAACUAUCCAGUCUACCCCCGGCUCUGAGAAGGAGAAUGAAGAUGAGACGAUCCACCAGCCCCAGUGGGAGUCCUGCCGAUAGCCCUAAAACCAGCCCUCCGGAUAGCACUUUCAGCAGCCCAAAGAAUAGCCCUCGAUCGAGUCCCAUUCUCAAGAGGAGGGGCAUUCAGAAACUAAUUAGGAAAAAGCAACGGGCUAAUUCAGAGGGUGCGUUGAAGAGAGUCCCCACAGUCAUACCACGACUACGAAUGAAAGGUCAAUUCAGAGACACCAAGAGCCAUGACAUCAAGCUGGAGGAUGCUCUGGAUGCUGCUCAGAAUCUUGCUGCACACACAACCGCUCUCAUCCACAUCUACGAGGCCAACGUGGUGACAAGUGGAGAGGUGAUUGUCGAGGUGACCAACAACCAGGUGGGGAUGGGAAACCUUCACUCCACCCUUCCCGUGUGUGCGGCCGUCGUCAGUGCUGUGCUGGCCUGUGUCGAAGGUAAUGGAGAUGAUAUAGAGCUCAAGCACUGUGUCCAUGCCUUGGCCCUCUACUAUGUGGCAGCAGAGGAGGGAGCAGCUUGUGCUAGUACCUCUGAGAAGGGAGUCAUCUCCCCCGGAACACUACGAACAAACUUCAUCGAUGCUCUCCAUUACAUGCAGGAGUCGGAGGUCAACGCCAAAGCUGAAGUGUUUGCCCACACAGAAGGCAUAAAGACAGCUUUUAACUAGCCUAUUUCCCGCACGUGUCUAUUAGUGUACCAACAAUUUUUUUAUCCGGUUGGCUAUGUGAUACUAUAUUUUGACCAUACAUUGAAGCUAUUAUUUUGCUCCACCAA